AUGUUUAAGCAAUCUUUAGUUUUAUUUGCUGUUGUUGCAGCUGUUGCAUAUGCUGUCCCAAGCAUCCCAAAUCCAUCUCAAUAUUAUAUGAGUGGAACUUUUAGCAUUCCAUACUUUAACAUUGUUGAACCAAUCGAAUUAAUUUAUGAUGGUGUCAACAACCGUCAAUACAUUUCAUACUACAAUGGAAUGGAUAUUACUCUCAACCUUUUCGAACAAAAUAUUUCAUACUCUAUUGGCCCACAAGUUAAUACUUUAAUUUGUCAAACCAUCCCAGGUAACGGUUCAUUGAUCACUGUUUUACCACCAAUCCCAUCUGAAUGGUCAUUCAACGGAACCAGCACUGUCAACGGUAUCGAUGUCUUUUCCUACACCCAAAAGGUUGUCAACUAUGGCAAGGCUGCCUAUUACACCUUUUACGUCAACUCUGAUGGUACCCCAGUCCAAUUCUACUUGAACGGUGUCGACUUUAUCUUUGACUCACAUCCCGAUGUCUACAUUCUCGACUUUACCACCUGGACUACCGACAUUUCCCAAUACGGAUCGAUCUGGGAGGUCCCAGCCCUCUGCAACAACGCCGAGGAAGCCACCCACGCCCAAUUCGACCAAUUCGAAGAGAUCUUUGGUCACAUUGACUCUUCCAACAAAAAGAUGGACUCCUCCUUCGACCAAUUCAAGAAGCAAUUUGGCAAGACCUACGAAAACACCCUCGAACACAACACCCGUUUCGCCACCUACAAGCAAAUGCUCCACCGUGUUGCCACCCACAACGCCCACAACUCUGAAUCCACCUACAAGCUCGCCAUGAACCACUUUGGUGAUAUGUCUGACGAAGAGUUCCGUAAGUUCAUCAUCCCACACGUCGAUCGUGACGAAAACAACGGUGCCUCUGAAGUCCACGACAAUGAAGAUGUCUCUGCUCUCCCAGCCUCCCUCGAUUGGAGAACCUCUGGUUGUGUCACCCCAGUCAAGGAUCAAGGUGUAUGCGGUUCAUGCUGGACAUUCGGUUCUUUGGCCUCACUCGAGACUGUCGCCUGUUUGAAGCACAACAAGGACUUGAUCUCACUCUCUGAACAAGAGUUGGUCGACUGUGCCUACGUUGGUCAAUCGAUGGGUUGCAACGGUGGUUUCGCCUCCAACGCCUACCAAUACAUCAUGAAUGCCGGAGGUAUUGCCACCGAGUCUGACUACCCAUACUUGAUGCAAAACGCUUACUGCAAGGCCUCAACUGUCCAAAACUCUGGCGUCCGUGUCCAAUCCUACGUCAACGUUACCGCCUUUUCUGAAGCUGCCCUCCAAAAUGCCGUCGCUACCGUCGGUGUUGUUGCUGUUGCCAUCGAUGCCUCUGCCCCAGAUUUCCGUUACUACUCUUCCGGUGUCUACUACUCUACCGUCUGUCAAAGCGGUUUGGACUACCUUGAUCACGAAGUCGCCGUCCUCGGUUACGGAACUGAUAACGGUCAACAAUACUGGAUCGUCAAGAACUCCUGGAGCACAUAUUAUGGAAAUGAAGGAAUUGUAUGGAUGGCCAUGAACCGUGACAACAACUGUGGUAUCGCUUCCCAAGCCACUUACCCAAUUGCUGUUUAA
Messenger RNA from Cavenderia fasciculata, 1590 nucleotides. It is a transcript of the gene cfaD, whose product is annotated as counting factor associated protein. Bases 1 to 1590 code for a protein of 529 amino acids. NCBI's taxonomy places the organism in Eukaryota, Evosea, Eumycetozoa, Acytosteliales, Cavenderiaceae. The record is from RefSeq and is a predicted model, not a curated record. Gene Ontology annotation, biological process: immune response. The transcript has 3 exons. Gene Ontology annotation, molecular function: cysteine-type endopeptidase activity. Gene Ontology annotation, cellular component: lysosome.